GGGUCCGGGGGCGUCUCACCGGGUCCCCCCGUCUGGCCCGCCGACAACGCCUUCCCCGGGCCAGAGCAAUGGCCUCCGAGAACAGCAAGCAGUUCUGGAAGAGGAGCGCCAAGCUGCCGGGGAGCAUCCAACCUGUAUAUGGAGCACAGCACCCUCCCCUGGACCCUCGGCUCACUAAACACUUCCUUAGAGAGCGGUCCCGAGGCGGCGCGGUUCCUCUGAAGAAUAAGAAGGCCUCCAGCUUUCAUGAGUUUGCCCGCAAUACCAGCGAUGCUUGGGACAUCGGCGAUGAUGAGGAAGAGGACUUGUCCUCGCCCGCUUUCCAGACUUUGAACUCCAAGGUUGCUCUGGCAACUGCAGCCCAGGUCCUGGAAAACCACAGCAAGCUGAGGGUGAAACCCGAGCGGUCCCAGUCCACCACGGCUGAUGUCCCUGCCAACUACAAGGUCAUAAAGUCCAGCAGCGAUGCCCAGCUCUCCAGAAAUUCCAGUGGCACGUGCCUGAGGAACCCGCUGCACAAACAGCAGUCCCUCCCUCUCCGGCCCAUCAUCCCACUCGUGGCCCGGAUCUCGGACCAGAAUGCCUCUGGGGCUCCCCCGAUGACUGUGCGGGAGAAAACCCGCCUCGAAAAAUUCCGACAGCUUCUCUCCAGCCACAACACCGACCUAGACGAACUGAGGAAGUGCAGCUGGCCAGGCGUUCCCAGGGAGGUUCGACCUGUUACCUGGAGACUGCUGUCGGGCUAUCUUCCAGCAAACACCGAGAGGAGGGCGUUGACCCUGCAGCGGAAGCGGGAGGAAUAUUUUGGUUUCAUUGAGCAGUAUUAUGACUCUCGAAAUGAGGAACAUCAUCAGGAUACCUACAGACAGAUUCACAUCGACAUUCCAAGGACCAAUCCUCUGAUCCCACUGUUCCAGCAGCCACUUGUACAGGAGAUCUUUGAAAGAAUUCUAUUUAUUUGGGCCAUCCGGCACCCGGCCAGUGGGUAUGUCCAGGGAAUUAAUGACCUGGUCACUCCGUUUUUUGUCGUCUUCCUCUCAGAAUAUGUGGAAGAGGAUGUGGAGAACUUUGAUGUGACCAACUUGUCUCAGGACAUUCUGCGAAGCAUUGAAGCCGACAGCUUUUGGUGCAUGAGCAAGUUGCUAGAUGGAAUCCAGGAUAACUACACCUUUGCACAGCCGGGGAUCCAGAAGAAGGUCAGGGCCCUGGAAGAGCUUGUCAGUCGAAUAGAUGAGCAGGUGCACAGGCACUUCAGGAAGUACGAGGUGGAAUACCUGCAGUUUGCCUUUCGCUGGAUGAACAACCUGCUCAUGCGGGAGCUCCCCCUGCGCUGCACCAUCCGCCUGUGGGACACAUACCAGUCGGAACCAGAAGGAUUCUCCCACUUCCAUCUCUACGUGUGUGCAGCCUUCUUGAUCAAAUGGAGGAAAGAGAUCUUGGACGAGGAGGACUUCCAGGGCCUCCUCAUGCUGCUCCAGAACCUACCCACGAUACACUGGGGCAACGAGGAGAUCGGGCUGCUGCUCGCCGAGGCCUACAGACUCAAGUACAUGUUCGCCGACGCACCCAAUCACUACCGCCGAUAGGUGCUGGCCCCCUCUCGGACCCAGACUGCCCCCAUCUCUGAUGGCAGAUCCAAUCACUGUGGCCACUGGGCGAGCCGUGGACCCGGCCAGGAAGCACACUCCCGCUGUACAGAGCUGCCCCGCCGCCCAGGUCUCACCUUCUGGAUAUGUCUCUCGGACCGCUGUCAGUAUUCCAUGCCACGUGGAUGGCCCAGCUCUGGGAGAGGACGGAAAUGGAGGGACAGGGCCGUCUGCCCCUCUAAAAGCAACUGGACAAAAGAAGGGGGAGGCUCCGGAUCUCAACAGGCUCUCCCCCCUCCGCCCCAACCGGUACCAUUGUUCUCUGUGACAUCGUUUGUUUGCUCGCAGGUCAAAAAACGCCUUAUGGAAAAGACUCCUGGCCCCUGACCUCUGCCCCUGAUUUCCUAGCCAAUCCCUUUCUGCCCAGACUGAGCCAGUGAGGGGCAGCUCUUCAAAAGCAUGGCUCUCAGAUGGAGGAGGUACCAAUGCUUAUAACUCUGGGAAGAGGCCUACACCCAAGGGCUAGGGGUUAUUAUUUUAUUUUUUUGUUUCUCACCAGAUGUCUGUGUGUGUGUGUGUGCUUGCACUCACACGUGUGUCUGUAUGCACAUACAUGCCUGUCAGCAUCUCGAUAGGUGUCUGAGUUUCUGUGUCCAGACUAGCCCCACCAAAACCAUCCGGGAAGCACCCCACAACCAGGUGCCCCAGCACCCCCUGAGAAGGAUCAGGGCAGGGGAGGGAGGAGGGCCUUUUUACCUGGCCAAACCCUUCUCCAAUGAUGACCCACUCCAAGAUAUUAUGUGUCAAUUGUGUUAUUAUGUAGAUGAGUAAAGAUGUACAGGUAUAUGUCCUCUUUGUAGCAGAUAUGAUUUUAUAUUUAUAAUGUGCAUUAACAUGUGAAAGCAAUCUAGGUCACGAGCACAGAUGACGUCGCCAGCCUAGCAGCUGCAGCGACUCCAGGUUGCUUCGGGGCAUGGGGCGCCCUCCUGUGAGGGGGUCUGCUGGAGUCGUGCGGCCAAGCAGACGGAGCGACUCUUCAGACCAGUGGCAGCCGUCCAACCAUCUGUCUCUCCGAGUCCCCAUCUCGCGCCACUCCUCCCUGGGCCUUUCUGAGCAUCUGCCCUGCUCCCUUCCCUCUCGAGCGGAAAAGAGUGAGAGGACCAGACUGGCUCUGUACCCUCGGCCCCGGGAGCCUCCCUCCCAGCAUGAUUUUCCCCUCUGCCCUUUCCUGGAGUCUGGAGGCGGCUUUUGUUUGUAACGGUCACUUAGGGCAGAAGCUGUAACUGGGCAGCCUGUGCCAAGGAAAGCGGGUCUCCUGUGCCUCCCUUGGUUUGGGGGGUCUUCUCAGAGACAGGCCUUCUGUGUCCCCCACGGUCACCAUCACACUGCACACUGCAGCUCAUGAGACCGGUGACUUCCGUGUGAUUCUCGGGGGCUGGCAGUUGGAGGGUGUGGGGGACGGUGGCAAGCAGCUGUCCUCCUCUUGGAAAGCCGAGCAGAGUCCCCAGGGGGUGACCCGUGAGCCUCAUGGCCAGCGACGCCCCACCCUACCAGUGUGUGUGGCACCUCUCAUCUGGAGCUCUUUCUCAGGCAUUCUUCCUCCCUUCCCCCUCGGUGUGCCUCAGCCGUUUCCUUCACUGCGGGAGAGGGCUUGUCACCCUCUCGCGACUGGACUACUUAAAGAAAGACACUUGUGUCCCCAAGUGGUGGUUUUAUUUUUUUAGUUUUUACGUUUGUAUGGGAAAUUGUGGCUAAAGUGAAAGAAUUGUAAAUAAAUAGUGUAUUUCCUCCUCA
Molecule: messenger RNA, 3380 nt
Organism: Echinops telfairi (small Madagascar hedgehog)
Lineage: Eukaryota; Metazoa; Chordata; Mammalia; Afrosoricida; Tenrecidae
Gene: TBC1D22B
Product: TBC1 domain family member 22B
Exons: 13
Coding region: 69-1586 (505 amino acids)
Biological process (GO): activation of GTPase activity
Molecular function (GO): GTPase activator activity
Source: RefSeq, a predicted model, not a curated record